AUGGCCGCUCCGGGGGAUCUUCGAGAUGAUCGAAAGCCCGCCCUAUACACCGCAGAUUAUGGAGACUGCAUGGAGGAUUCAGCGAUCAAGAUCACUAGGUUCGAUGCAGCGUACUAUUCGGACAAUAUGACGAUUAGUUUUAAUAUCAAUGGGUACACAACUCUUGUGAAUGAGAGCCUGAUGAAACUAUCAACUGACGAACAGUUAGAUGGGGAGAGCCGGUUUGACUUGGUAUUCAACCCUUGUCGGACUAAUAUCCCUUCCCUAUGCCCUGUGACCUCCAGCGUAAACAUUACAGCUUCGCACGCUGUCCCAGUGUCGAUGAACGAAGUCUCAGGAAUUCCAGCAAUCGCAUUCACAAUCCCGGACUUUGAGGGGCGUGCAGACCUACGCAUCUUCUCAAACAGCACAAAAAGCCAAACUGCGUGCGUGACCGCCCUGAUCACUAAUGGGCAUAGCUUCUCCCACCCGAAAAUCAUUUCCCCGGCACUGGGGGGUUUGGCUGCGAGCGUGGGUAUCGCAUCGCUCAUCACUGCCAUGAGCGGCGGUGAUUCGAUCGUUUCAUCAAGAAGGCUGUAUGCGCACUCUCUGUCGGCGCACACUCUGUUCUCUUGCUUUCACUCUGUAUAUCUCACGGGCACCCUUGGCGUAAAUUUCCCGAGCGUGCUUCUGGCCUUCUGGUCGAAUUUUGCAUGGUCCGCGGGAAUUAUUAGUCUGGACGCUAUGCAGCGAUCACUGAAUCGCUUUACGGGAGGGCCAAAGCUUGCUGAUGGAAGCCUCGCACCGGACAAGGGUUCCUUCGAAAUGGCACGCGACCUCUAUCCACUGGCGAAAAGAUAUGUCAGAUUCGGAGAACACCAAAAAGCUGGGCUCCCGAAGCCUGGUAACCUUGCUGGAUUCCCCGCUACUUUGGCCAUGAGCGGAGUAAUCGUCAGAAAUGCAUUUAUCACGUCGUUCCUGUGGUCACUGAUAUUGCUAGCAGCCGUGGCUAUCUCAAUAAUCGGACUUAAAAUAGCAAUUGGCGCCUCGAUCAAAGGAGGAAUAAUGAAGGAGAAUCGCUUGCUGAUAUUCAGAGAGAACUGGUGGGAUUACCUAGAAUCUACGCUUUGCAAAGUGUUCUUAAUAGCUGCUUUCCCGCUAGUUUCGCUGGCAACCUUCCAGUUCACUUUGCAUGAGGCGGGGCCAUCUGCCGUCGCCGCGUUUGUAUUCACCCUGUUAAUUGUAGGGCUGUCUACGGCUGCUUUCGCCGCAUAUAGGACUCGCUGGCAUGGGGGGAGGGUAAGGAUUAAUCGGAUGAACCUCGUGAUAUAUCCACAAUUUAAGGCUGGCUUCAUUCCGUGGAUGGUCGUAUCGCGCCGUAGCAGCAUUGAUGGCACUAGAAGGAAAAUAAUAAUGCCCUGGUGGAAGUUGUCUGUCGAGACGGGUGGCGAACGGGGUUCGGUUCAUGAGAACCUCGGGUUCAUUCGUCGAUUCGGAUGGCUAUCCUCUCGGUUUCGGAGGCGGGUAUGGUGGGCCUUUGGGCCCUUGUUAUUUUUCGAGAUCUUGAGGGGGGUCUUCCAUGGGGGGGGGAUUGGAAAUCCGAAAGCCCAGGUUCAUGGGUUACUGACCGUCGAAACAAUAUAUUUCAUUGUUCUAGCUUACAUGAUGCCCUUCGAAAGCACUAGAUUGAAUGUGUUCACUGCUUACAUGCUCCCAAUCAUGAGGAUCUCCACCCUUGCGAUCCUAUGCGUGGUCUUAGCAACUCCUAAGCUGAACAGAAUCAUAGCUACAAUCCUUGGAAUUGUCGUCAUUGUGAUCCAAGGGUCCACAGUGGUCGUAGCCAUCACCUUCGCUCUGGUAAACCUCUAUGCCACGUAUCUCAAAAUUGCUCCGCGAGGGACCCAAAUCAGGCCACAAAGCAUGAACCCGACAAGAGAGAAGUACCUGGGCCAUAUCGAGAAACGGGCACUAGAUCUCCCAACGGCGCGUCGCUCACAGCAGUUGUCCGCUACGGGCCCAACCCCUUCGUCCUUCAGCGUCAACCACAUCCGCAGGUGCCCCAAAAUUGACGACGAGUACGAAGGCCCGGCGAGAUCGGUCUUCUCACGAAAUUCGUAUAUGGGGUCGGCGGCUUGGGAACGUGAAGAAGACGAGCCCGUCUCCAGGGUCGGUAGUCCGAAUUACUCCCUCGCUAGGCUGCAGAGACCCGUGUGGCCAUCGGAUAGCCUGGGGUUUGCGAAUGCCAGCGGAGCCAUCUCGACCUCUCCCUCUCCUCGUCCAAAUUCCGAUAUAGACCUACAUAUCUCCAGAGACACUGCGGCGCAGCCGAAGGACGCUUCCAGCGCACAUACUACCGGUACGAGAGAAGUAUGAAUUAUCAACUAAAAUAUUAUAAUAUUAUGUAGCCCUUUUUUUUCUUUUUUUCUUUUUCCUCUCUCCUUUUCUUUUUCUUUGUGAUCAUAGAAAAGAGUGCUGGUGGGUCUUUAUGCGAGUCUCAUAUUCCUAUUUUUUUUUUCCCCUCUGCCGGUACUCGUACAUGUCCCUUUUCCUCGCAUUUAUUCAUUUAUUUUAUUCA
This is a messenger RNA of Tuber melanosporum (Perigord truffle), 2554 nucleotides long. RefSeq lists its product as uncharacterized. Gene Ontology annotation, biological process: transmembrane transport; fungal-type cell wall biogenesis. The record is from RefSeq and is a predicted model, not a curated record. The transcript is spliced from 6 exons. Lineage: Eukaryota; Fungi; Ascomycota; Pezizomycetes; Pezizales; Tuberaceae. Bases 1 to 2352 code for a protein of 783 amino acids.